GACUUGAUUAUUUUUCAGACAAAAUCAACUAAGCGGCGAGCUAGUUUUAUAUAAUUUGUACAUAAAUAAAAUAACUAGUGUUUCAUAAUAUAAGUUUUUUGAUUCUUUGUUAAAAUGGCAUCGGCGCCUGAGACUAAAACGAUAGAAACGGAGACUGCUACACCUAAUUCUAGUUUCAUAUAUGAAAUUUUAUAUAGUCCGGUAAAUUUGCUGUUAACUGUGAUUAUUGUUAUAUUGGUGUAUAAAAUAUUUAGAAGCAAGUUCGGAAAAGUGUACGUGGAACCACCGACGCCGGAGCUUCCAAAAAUUAGAAAAGACAUGACAGUAGCAGAACUUCGGCAAUACGACGGCACACAGACCGAUGGUCGGGUUCUGGUGGCGGUAAACGGGUGGAUAUUCGAUGUGACGCGAGGACGCCGCUUCUACGGACCCGGUGGUCCAUAUGCAGUUUUUGGGGGGAAAGAUGCAUCACGAGGCUUAGCUACAUUCUCUGUGACAUCAACAGAUAAAGAGUAUGAUGACCUCAGUGACCUUAAUUCUAUGCAGAUGGAAUCUGUUAAGGAGUGGGAAGCUCAAUUUAGAGAGAAAUAUGACCUCGUGGGUAGAUUACUUAAGCCUGGAGAAGAGCCGACGAACUAUUCAGACGAGGAGCCAGAGGAAACCGACAAUUCGACCAGCAGUCCCGACGACAAGAAAGACCAAUAAACUUAACCGGCAGUGACUAUCGAUGGGUUAACCAAACAAAUAUGACUGUUAUUGCAAUUUGUUAAUCGUACAAUUUUUACUUACAAGAUUUCAAAGUUACAUUCAUUGAGAGCAAUACAUCUUGAUAGUAGUACAUCUUCUUCUUACAGCUGUACGGAGAGUGCUAUUUAGUCACGAUACAAGUGACCAUUGACCGCGCUAAUCAAGCUCCUUCAGUGUACUAUAUAUCACGCGUGUCCAAUAGCAAAAGUAAGUUUUUUAUUGAUUAAAUUCUUAAUAGGUGAAGUCUGGAAGUAAGCAAUAUUUUCACUCGUACCUCGCAUGUGAAGCUGUUGACACGGCGACUGAAAUACGUUAAAACUGCUUGAAUUAUUUAGAAUUAAUUUCAUACAUUUUCUAUUAUUAUUAUUAUCAGGGAUUACUUAGAAGACUUGAUGGGUGUAAGUUUAAGUCAGAGGUUAUUGUGAUUUGAAUCGUGAUUGCAACAAAAUUUCAUAGAAAACAAACAGUUGCUUUAGUAGGACCGUAAUAGUCCCAUUGAAAUCUCCAACGCAAACUAUAUUGCGAGAUGUUCUCACCCUGUUUACUCGUGAUAAUUUAAACAACAUUACAUUUGUUUGGUUAAUCUAGUAAGGUACUACUUAAUUUUAUUUUCACAGAAUAAAACAAGUAUUUUACACUUGUUCCGUCCUGCUAGGAUACAAACGGUAAUUCAAAAAUUGUAAAAAAAAAAGAAUGCUUCUUAUUUUAAAUAUAAAAAUUACACAUUAAAUACUAAUCACAUUUCCAAGCUUCAUAUAUAUCGUACCACGUAUACUAAAUAUAUAAAGUGUAUAGUUGAUUGAAUACUCUAUAUUUCAACCGUAUAAUAGCAUUUCUAUAUGAAAUAAAACAUCACGAAGAAGAUCUUUAAGCAUAUAUUUUAAUACUUAUGAUUUAAGAAGUGAGGUACAAAAUGUACGUAAUAAAAAUAACAUCAUUUUUGUAUAUACAUGAAUGGUACAAAUGUCGAAAUAAAAAGGUAUUUUUGUAAAAUUUCACUUUUGUAGUCAAUUCUCAGCUAUAAUGAAAAAUACUUUAGCUUCACCUUUGCCUUAAAUGGGUUUAAGUGACAAAAGUCGUAUGAAUACAAUCGAACUCGUUUAAUUAAAAAAAAUGACCUCGACCUGUUCCCAAUGAGAAACAAUCGUAUGUACUGCAAGUGCAUUGUUUCAAAAUCGCGUUUGCGUAAGGCCCCGAACAAACAGAAAAACAUUCUAUCUUUUGAAACGUACACGUGGUAAGAUGAGUCUGCUUUUUGUUCGAGCCAUUAACAUCUCAUCGCUAUGUUAGGUCAUUUUAAGGUUAUGUCAGAUGAAUAAACAAAAAUACAAGCACAUUAAACGUAAAUUAAAAACUACUACGAAACAAAACUUCAGGGUAAUCAAAAAUAUAAAAUAUUUCUUGGACUUUUUUAAAUAGCCAAGCACAAUGGAUAACGAUUAAAAUCGAGACAAACCAAAAAAACGCCAUUAUCUUUAUCGUCAUUAAGUCGCGCCAUUAUUUUUAAAUAAUCGAGGAACGUUACAAAAUGAAACAUUUUUGGUAAUUAAAUACUUUAGAAUACCAAAAAAGAAGAAAUACACAUUUUUCUUGUACAACUUGUUAUAUAAAAAAGCAAUACAAUCUAAUUGUACUUAUAAUUUUGCUUAAUAAUAACAAAUUAUUUUUAAUAAAAUAACAAUUUUUGAUUUGCCGCUUUGUUCACACAGCAGGUUAUAUUACGCUUUAUUUAACAUUAAAAAUACAUACAUAUAAAUAUAUAUAUAUAAUUAUACUCUGCCUUGUAUAGACGUCGGUUGCUAAGGUUUCAUGUUUAAAUUAUAUUAUGUAUACAACAUAAGAUCUUUUUAAACAUGUGAUAUAAAUAACCGAUAAAGCUGUAUAUAUAUAAUUGUUAGAAAAUUAUUUUUACACUUUACAUACUGUAUACGUAAUUGAUGUCGUGAAAAGUAAUAUAAAUGAAUUGAUUUUGUUAUUAUUUUGUAAAAUAACGCGCCUUUAAAAAUAAAACUCUAAACGUUUUAUAGGUAAACGUAUUGUUUAGUUAAACCUUCUAAAUGAAAUCGUCAAAUGUAAUGGAAGAGAUGUAUAUGAUGCCUUAAGUCGUGUUUUAAGUUCACAUAUGUAUGUAUAUUUAUUUAUUGACAUUUUUUUUUUAUAGUCAAACUGUCUUCGAAAGAUUUAGUUGAUCGUGUUUUGUCUUUAAAGGAGCGAUAAUGAAUACAUUAAACACCAAUGAAGACAUGAGGCCUCAGUGACCAUUUUAAAUGAGAUGUAUUAUACUAAAAAAAGUUGUUGCAAAUUUAAAAUUAAAAAAUAAAUUAACUAUAUAUUAUGUAUACUGCGAAUAUGUAUUUACAAAUAUAUAUAAAUUGAAAGACUGAAAUGGCAAAUUAGGUUGAUAACAUCGAGGGAUAUGAACAAAAUUUGUUAAUUGCACAUUCCUAGUUCAAUCGGUAAAUAAAGAAAGUUGUAUCAACUAAUAAACAUCUGCCUGUUGUGUUGAUGCCGGCGGAUUACUUGUACACGAUGUCUUAACUUAAUUGACGGGACUCUUUCAAUUCCAAUCAUACUUAUAAAGCCGUAUAACCUUUUCAAAAACAAACAUUUAAUUAAGCAAUUUAUUAAAAUUAAUACUAUUUGGUUUACUGGUACAAAUUAGUGUGCAGUGUUACCAGCCACAAAAACAUGUAUUCAAUAAUUUCAAGAUUGACACGUGAAAUAAAUGUCUGUACAAAGAAGAGCGAGUCUUUAAUGUCAAAUAAGUUAAGAUAUAUUUUACAAAAGAAUUCGCCCCAAUGUUUCGCAUUUAUUGUUUUUUUUUUUUUUGUAUAUCACGUUUACAUUCAGCCCACUUACACUGAUAGUUCACAUAAACAUUCGUGGUCUCCCCUCUGUCUACCCCCUCUUCUAUUGCCGUGUAACUGGGUUAAAUGUUAAUAAUGUUGAUAUUAAAUAUAAUGUUGCUGGAAAUCGAAUAUUGAAUGAACUUUAUCUACUAAGAUUCACACGAUUAUCUUACGGUACUUAAAUGUUUUUAUUUUUAACACUUUCUGGGACAAUAAACGCCUAUAGACGUCAUAACAAUGACUUAUAAGCUAUAGCGGUCGUGUGUAAUGUCCCUGAAAAUGUUAAACGUCUGAUUUAAAUCUGACAAGACGUAAAAACAGCAAUAACAAAAUGUGCAUAAUAAAAUAAUGUUUUUUGUUGAUAAUUAAGUUAAAAAAGACCACCACGCUCAGUCGUGUGAUUUUUAUACAAUUUUGUUUUUCCCUUGAAUUGUGUACAAUGUAUGAAGCAAAUUAUAGGUUUUUCAUGGAUUUGUUUUCAUCAUUUUGUAUACAAUAAGAUUUGUUCAAUGUUGUAGUUUGUAUUUAUUGUUUUUUUUUAAGCGUUAAGAUGUGUCGUGUGUGAUGAGGUUGCGUUUGGGGUUAUGAAAAUUAACUUUUGUUAUUUGUAGCUAUUUAUAUAAGCUUUGUUUUAAGUUUGGGAAACUCUCUUAAUAUACGUUUUUAACACUAGACGAUCGCUUUUAUUGGAAUUAAUAAAUUCAAUUUGAAUAUUUA
Molecule: messenger RNA, 4313 nt
Organism: Vanessa atalanta (red admiral)
Lineage: Eukaryota; Metazoa; Arthropoda; Insecta; Lepidoptera; Nymphalidae
Gene: Pgrmc2
Product: membrane-associated progesterone receptor component 1
Exons: 3
Coding region: 115-705 (196 amino acids)
Cellular component (GO): endomembrane system; membrane
Source: RefSeq, a predicted model, not a curated record